AACUUAGGCAGCUCCCCAGCUCAGGCUGGCCCUGCCCCAGACUCCAACCCCUCCCUCUGGGGGUCAUGGCUUUGUUUUCUUCUAAAGACCCAAGAUUUCCAAACUCUGUGGUUGCCUUGCCUAGCUAAAAGGGGAAGAAGGGGAUCAGCCCAAGGAGGAGGAGGAAGAGGAAAACAAGACAAACAGCCAGUGCAGUGGAGAGGAACGUGUGUCCAGCGGUCCUGGUCCCCGCAGAGCCGGCCGCUGGGAGCCCAGAGCCCUGAGCAACCCCCAGCCCUGCAUCAGGCUGCUGCCUCCCCACUGAGGCCAUGGGUCCAGGGGCUCUUCUGGUCCUGCUGCUGGCCACAACUUGGCAUGGUCAGGGGGUUCCGGUGAUCGAGCCCAGUGGCCGAGAGCUGGUUGUGGAGCCAGGCACAACGGUGACCCUGCGAUGUGUGGGCAAUGGCAGCGUGGAAUGGGACGGCCCCAUCUCCCCCCACUGGACUCUGGACCCUGAUGCCCCCAGCAGCAUCCUGACCACGACUAAUGCCACCUUCCAAAACACGGGGACCUAUCGCUGCACUGAGCCUGGAGACCCCCUGGGGGGCAGCGCCGCCAUCCACCUCUACGUCAAAGACCCUGUUCAGCCCUGGAAGGUUCUGGCCCAGGAAGUGACAGUGUUGGAGGGUCAGGAUGCGCUGCUGCCCUGCCUGCUCACCGACCCGGCGCUGGAGGCGGGUGUCUCGCUGGUGCGGUUGCGUGGCCGGCCUGUCUUGCGCCAAACCAACUACUCCUUCUCCCUCUGGCACGGCUUCACCAUCCACAAGGCCAAGUUCAUUGAGAGCCAGCACUACCAAUGCAGUGCUCGGGUAGACGGCAGGAUGGUGACAUCCAUCAGCAUCCAGCUUAAAGUGCAGAAAGUUGUCUCAGGGCCCCCAACCUUGACACUGAAGCCUGCAGAGCUGGUGCGGAUUCGAGGAGAGGCUGCCCAGAUCAUGUGCUCAGCCAGCGACGUUGAUGUCAACUUUGAUGUCUUCCUCCAACACAGAGACACCAAGCUCACAAUCUCUCAACAAUCUGACUUCCGCGAUAACCGUUACCAAAAAGUCCUGAUCCUCAACCUCGAGCACGUGGGCUUCCAAGACGCUGGCAACUACUCCUGUGUGGCCACCAAUGCCCAAGGCGUCCGCUCCACCUCCAUGGUCUUCCGGGUGGUAGAGCGUGCCUACUUGAACUUGACCUCUGAGCAGAACCUCCUCCAGGAGGUGACCGUGGGUGAGAAGCUCAACCUCCAAGUCAAAGUGGAGGCCUACCCGGGCCUAGAAGGUUUUAACUGGACCUAUCAGGGACCCUUCUCUGACCACCAGCCCAAGCUCAAUUUUGUCACUAUCAAGGACACAUACAGGUACGCCUCCACCCUCUCCCUGCCUCGCCUGAAGCCCUCCGAGGCUGGCCGCUACUCCUUCCUGGCCAGGAACGCCGGAGGCGAGGACGCCCUGACCUUUGAGCUCACCCUUCGCUACCCCCCAGAGGUAAAAGUGUCAGGAGCCUUUAUCAACGGUUCUGAGGCCCUGUUCUGUGUCGCCUCUGGGUACCCCCAACCCAGUGUAACGUGGCUGCAGUGCAGAGGCCACACGGAAAGAUGUGAUGAGGCCCAAGUGCCGGUCUUGGAGGACUCACACCCAGAGGUCCUGAGCCAGGAGCCCUUCCACAAAGUGACCAUCCAGAGCCUGCUGGCUAUUGGGACCUUGGAACACAACAGGACGUAUCAGUGCAACGCCCACAACAGCGUGGGGAACAGCUCCCAGGCCUUCUGGUCCCUCUCUGCAAGAGCCACCACGCAGUCCCCUGAUGAGCCCCUGUUCACGCCGGUGCUGGUGGCUUGCGUGUCCAUCAUGGCCUUGCUGCUGCUGCUGCUCUUGCUGCUUCUGUACAAGUACAAGCAGAAGCCCAAGUACCAGGUGCGCUGGAAGAUCAUCGAGAGCUACGAGGGCAACAGCUACACCUUCAUCGACCCCACCCAGCUGCCCUACAACGAGAAGUGGGAGUUCCCCCGAAACAACUUGCAGUUUGGUAAGACCCUCGGAGCUGGCGCCUUUGGGAAGGUGGUAGAGGCCACGGCCUUUGGUCUGGGCAAGGAAGAUGCUGUCCUGAAGGUGGCUGUGAAGAUGCUGAAGUCCACGGCUCACGCUGACGAGAAAGAGGCCCUCAUGUCAGAACUGAAGAUCAUGAGUCACCUGGGCCAGCACGAGAACAUAGUCAACCUUCUGGGAGCCUGCACCCAUGGAGGCCCUGUCCUGGUCAUCACUGAGUACUGUUGCUAUGGCGACCUGCUCAACUUUCUGCGAAGAAAGGCUGAGGCCAUGCUGGGACCAAGCCUGAGUCCGGGCCAGGACCUUCAGGCAGGCACCGGCUACAAGAACAUCCACCUGGAGAAGAAAUACGUCCGCAGGGACAGUGGCUUCUCCAGCCAGGGUGUGGACACCUAUGUGGAGAUGAGGCCUGUCUCCACUUCUUCUUCAAACGACUCCUUCUCUGAGCAAGAGCUGGACAAGGAAGACGGGUGGCCGCUGGAGCUGCAGGACCUGCUCCACUUCUCGAGCCAGGUGGCCCAGGGCAUGGCCUUCCUUGCUUCUAAGAACUGCAUCCACCGGGACGUGGCGGCCCGAAAUGUGCUGCUGACCAGUGGGCGUGUGGCCAAGAUUGGGGACUUUGGGCUGGCUAGGGACAUCAUGAAUGACUCCAACUACAUCGUCAAGGGCAAUGCCCGCCUGCCCGUGAAGUGGAUGGCUCCGGAGAGCAUCUUUGACUGCGUCUACACUGUUCAGAGUGACGUCUGGUCCUACGGCAUCCUCCUCUGGGAGAUCUUCUCACUCGGGCUGAACCCCUACCCUGGCAUCCUGGUGAACAGCAAGUUCUAUAAACUGGUGAAGGAUGGAUACCAAAUGGCCCAGCCUGCGUUCGCCCCAAAGAACAUAUACAGCAUCAUGCAGGCCUGCUGGGCCCUGGAGCCCACCCGCAGACCCACCUUCCAGCAGAUCUGCUCCUUCCUUCAGGAGCAGGCCCAAGUGGACAGGAGAGAGGACUACACCAACCUGCCCAGCAGCAGCAGCAGCAGCGAGCCGGAGGAAGAGAGCUCCAGCGAGCACCUUGCCUGCUGUGAGCAAGGGGACAUUGCCCAGCCCCUGCUGCAGCCCAACAACUACCAGUUCUGCUGAAGAGGUGACAACAGGGAAGCCCUGCUCUCCCCUCCUCUAAGCUUCAACUCCUCCGUGGAUGGGGCACCAUGGGGAGAACAUACAGACUCUGCCCUUGAUCAAUUCA
Messenger RNA from Ceratotherium simum simum (southern white rhinoceros), 3303 nucleotides. NCBI's taxonomy places the organism in Eukaryota, Metazoa, Chordata, Mammalia, Perissodactyla, Rhinocerotidae. The record is from RefSeq and is a predicted model, not a curated record.